CCGGCCGGGCCGUGCCGCGGCGGUUCGGCGGCUCGGCGGCUCAGUUCGUGCUGUGCCGUCCACAUGUCGGCAGCUUGGAGAGCCUCCGUGCUGGCUCUGCUGGCGGCCGCGCUGGGUCCGCCGCCAGCCGCCCCCGCCCCCGCCCCCGCCCCCGCACCGGCGCCCAGGCAGAAAGCGCCCGUCCAGUUCCGCUGUGAGCUGGGAGCCGUCUGGAUGGAGAACUGCAACGAGUGCCGCUGCCAGAGCAAUAACCACGUGGUGUGCGCCCACCUGGCCUGCCUGCGUAACGCGCCGGCCCGACCAGUGGCCGAGACGGCCGCCGCCGGCGCCGACCCCGCCCCGGGCGCCGCCGCUCUGACCCCUGUCAGCCAGAGCCGCGACCCGGCCUGCUACCAGGGCAGCUGUCCGGACGAGUGUGACAGCAGGCUGGACGAGAGCGGCUGUCAUGUCUGCCACUGCAGCAAAAAGACCGGGGAGGUGACAGCCAUGAUGGCGCCCCCGCCCGGUGAGAAGCGACGCUGGGGCUUCCUGACUGUGGCGAGGGGUCUGAGGAAUACCCGACCCUGAGCGGCGGCAGGGUCGGAGGACGGCAGGGCGGGAGGAACGCGAGGAACCGGAGGAACCGGGAACAUCGAGGAACUGCAGGAACGGCAAGGAGGCUGAGGAACUUGUAAAUGAGAGCCUGGAGGAAAGGGAGGACAUGGGGAGUGCUGGCAAUGCGAGGAACGGAAAAACGAGACGGCCGAGGGGAACAGCGAAAUCGAAUGCUGUAAUGAACACGAGGAAUGGGAAAAAGGAAGAAUGAACGAUAAAGCAAGAUCUGUGAGGAGCACAGGAAUGUUGGAGAAGCGUUGAUUGAUAGAACGCGAAGAAUGGGGAACGCGGGACCCAUUAAACUCAAACAGUGAAUGAGAUGAACAACAGUGAUCAGAGAGCAACGAAAGGAGAAUCACGAUGAACGCAUACUUAGUGAGCUGGGAGGAACGAAAGAGGCAGUAGAGUCUGUAGAAACAACGGAUGAGUGCGGAGCAGCGAGAACCGUGAGGAGCUCGAGCUUUGUUCAGGAUGAUGGCGAUCGUAUAGGAAAGGGAGGAUCUUGAUAAAAGAACGUCGAAAUAGGACGCCUUAUGCCGGUUUGUGGAGAACUAGAAUUUAGAAUGGAGUGAGAUUGAGGUCGAUUGGGUUCACAUUGCGUGAGCUGGGUGCGCAACGAGUUCAUCGGGUGCACGUUUCACGUAGAGUUCGUUGCAGAGCUGAUAGCUGCUGUGAGCUUAGUCAAGUCGUUUAUCUGUCGCGUGACUAUGUGAGACAUGGGCCGUGGCCUACAGUUGGGCGGCGGAGAGUGAUAGGCGGACGGAGAUUCUGGGUGUUAGCACACUUUGUUUCAAUGUAUGAUUCAUCAGUCUGUGAUGUUGCAUAGCUCGCUGGUUUGCAUGCGCUGAACCGAAAAAACGAUGCCUCGUAGUGUUCUGAAUGUCAAAUGUACCCACGAUGUUCAAUCCAUAGUUCAAUCGCACCCCAGCGACAGCUUGCUGAGACGUGUCGCGCCCAGCCGAGAUAUCCCGAUCCAGAUCCGUUCCAUCGGAGCUGUUGGUAACGUGUUGACACACAUACACAAAAACUGCGCCUCCCCGGCGCGACCUUCCAGGCACGCUGCGUUCGCCGGUCGUACUUCCCGCAGCCAGUUUUUGGUGGAGUUAGUCGGUCAGGUGUGCCCGGUUGACGGCUGCAGGCACGCCGAGGCGCGAGACUCCCAUUGUGCCGCCCGCCGCGCGCUGUCUGUAUGUGUGUGUGCAAUACAUGAUGAGGCAACGCG
Molecule: messenger RNA, 1816 nt
Organism: Amphibalanus amphitrite
Lineage: Eukaryota; Metazoa; Arthropoda; Thecostraca; Balanomorpha; Balanidae
Exons: 2
Coding region: 64-567 (167 amino acids)
Molecular function (GO): peptidase inhibitor activity
Source: RefSeq, a predicted model, not a curated record